UACAGGUGUAUUCCUACAAGAAUUAACACCGACAACUGUUGAUGUAAUUGAAAACUCUAGUGUCGCUUUGACAUGCUCAUUAACUGGUGACCAAUCGGCAUGGAACAUAAAUGAUAAUGCCGUUAAAUGGGGGUUAAUAUACAUAUCAACCGACGGGACAUGUCAGGCAUCUGGCUUUGUCAAUAACAGUUCAUUAUAUUCAUGGAAUUGUUAUAGGAAUGGAAGCUUUACUUUAACAUUGAUUAAAGUAGAUAGAUCACAACAUGGAAAGAUUUGGACGUGCAAGCAGGGAUUUUCGUUAAGUAAUCGAGUAGUUAUCAAUGUGAAAGGUGUUAAUACGCAAAAAGUGACACUUUCACCAAUCAGUGUAGACGUACUGCAAAACAGCAGCGUUGUUUUGACAUGUUCAACAACUGGUAGUGUAUCCUCAUGGGGAAGGUCAGGAAUUUGGUCAUUGCUGCGCGUUUUAAGUGAUGGAACGUGUCAACCGAAUGGUUUUAUCAAUAACAGCUCGUUAUAUUCAUGGACAUGUCACAACAAUGGAAGUUUUUCGUUAACACUGCUAAAAGUUGAUAGAUCACAACAUCGGGAGGAAUGGUUAUGCAAGCAGGGAUAUUCUGAAAUAAGCAAUACUGUAAUAAUUAAUGUGAAAGUUCCAGUGGAAAACGCUGAUAUCACUACACCGAGUGGCAGUAUUGGGACAUUAGUAGAAAAUUAUUAUAAAGUGUUCAUAUGUGUUACAUCAUACAGUAGACCAACUCCGUCUGUGAAAUGGUUUAUGCGACUUGAAGGAAAUAACAUCGAAAUCAAUCAAACCAGUUCUAUCGUGAUCACUUCUGAUGAAAAAGGUUUUCAAUCUGCAAAAAGUAAACUAAAUAUAAGUGUGAAUAGAGAGAAACUGGGAACAGAAAUUUACUGCAAUGGAUCCAAUGGCUUGGGAACAGAGGUUAUGUCUCGCACAGUAACGCUAAACGUAUUAUAUUCUCCAGACAUUGGAAAUAUAGAUAACAUUUCAUCUGAAGAGGGAAACAGUGUGGAUUUGACAUGUCCAGUUAUAAAUGGCAAUCCUCAUAAAACAAGCGUCCUUUGGACAAGAAAGAAAGACGAGCGACUAUGGUUUGGUGCAAUGUUUACUCUCACAAACAUUUCAAGAACUGAUAGCACAACAUACACAUGCAGAGUAAACAACACUAUGAUUAUGACUGGUGGUUUUAUAAAAGAGGGGAUCACAAGUAAACAUAUUGAACUUGAUGUGUUAUACAAAGCUCGUGUCCGUAAAUAUUUUGUUCUGAACAACGAAGCAAGUACUUCUGCCACGGUUUCGGAAAAUGAAACAGUAGGUUUACAAUGUGAAAUAGAAGGAAAUCCUACCCCAACAUGUGAAAUAUACAAUGAUAAUAAUCCGGAUAAGGAACAAUAUGUCAAUUAUUCACAAAAUUAUGCGAUAUGCUAUACCACUUUCCAUGCAAGUUGUCUUCAUGAUAGUGUAUAUACAUGUAAAGGUUCCAAUGUUAUCAACAAGGCAGAAUCUACGGAGAAAAAUAUCAAUGUCUUCGUGCAAUGUUCUCCUAGACCAAAUCCUUCUGUUGCAACAAUGGAUCAUGUUAUUGCCGAAAUAAAUGCGCCGAUAAGCCUCCACUUUACAGCACUUGCUUAUCCAAAACCUAGUGCCUCAUGGAGAAAAUUUGUUGGACAAUCCUGGGUUGCAGUUAAUGAAAGCAACAAUAUACAGAUAUAUCAAUCAGAUUUGGAUUUUGGUAUGACAAUUAUUCGAGCAACGAAUGCAGACAUUGGAGAAUACAAAUUAUUGAUUUCUAAUGCUAUUGGAUCCUACAUUCACAUUUUCUACAUUGAACAAAAAGCGGCUUCAACACAGUCUGAUGAAUUUGCCAAGACGGGACUCAUUAUUGGACUUACAAUAGCUUUAAUUUGCAUUAUAACACUUGUAACUAGUGUUAGUGUAGUUUUGUGCAGAAGGAUAAAACAGAAACGCAGAGAGACAGAUGUUAACCAUUCGUAUCAAAAUGUAUCAGGUGAAAUCAAUCAACAGAUAGUUUAUGACAAAACGUAUGAACAAAUAGGUAUGAAUGUUAAAAAAGUGGAAAGCACAGUCAAGGAAAUAAAAAAAUUCGAUAAAGAAAUAGAAGUCGAAAGCGACAUUUCAGUUACAUAUGAGAAAUUAGCAGAAAAUAGAAAAGAUGUGAGCCAGUACUCUCAGCUCCAUAGUAUGAAGGAGACAGAAACUGGAACCGGAGUUGGGACUAAAAUAAGUCUUUCUAGUGGCGAAGAAGAACGAAAUAUCGUCCAGUCCAAUAUUUAUAUCAAUAUGAACAUAUAAAUACUUGACCCUUAAAAACUAGUACAAUAAUAUAUCACUUUACGUUCAAGAUGAUAUAAAAUGUAAUACAAGAAGCUGUAAUCAUCAUUUACAAUUCAGCUUUACUUAUUUUGUAAAGCAUGUUUUGGAAUAUAUUCGCACAGAAGCUGUCAUUUAUUAUUGUUUAAAUAAUUAUUAAAAAUCGUUCAAAAAUUUUCAAAAAUCGUUUUUUACUGGCAAAGGCGCGAAUUUAAAUUUAUAAAAUGUGUUCUCUAUGUAAGUUUCGACGUUUAAACUUUGCUGGCAAACUUAAAUGAGGAUUGAAUAUUGAUAUUUAUCAAAUCACAUUGGUAGUCAUACACUUACUUGAAAACAUGUACAAAUUAUUUAAAUAUUUACAGAGCAAAUACAAGAAAUAGAACGAAUAUUAUAAUUUCAAAUAAACAUAUUAUACCCUUAACUCUUGUACGUGCUAGUUCGCUUACUGAGACGUCAAGUACAAAAACACUUUACAAAAGUUGCGUGUUAAAAUAAAUUGCCUAUUUGGUUAACAGGAAGACAGAUAUUUUAAAAACAAACAGGAAGAAAAAAUGUUUUACUUUUUUUAUAAAUGAUAUGUAAUUUAACCAAGUGUUAUUAUAUCGCUUGUAGUUUACAGUUUACAAUAGCAUUGACUGUAUGUUGUAUAUCCCUAUGAUAAAAUAUAUUUUUGUUAAAACGGUAACUUCCAAACAUAAUACUUAAAUACACGUGUGCAAAAAUAACUGCUCGUUUAGAAGUUGUCUUUCAUUAUCUCUCAGUUUAUUUGCCAAAAUCCGAAAACAAAAAUGAUUCAACACGAAAGAUAUUGUAUAGACAGUUACAGGAAGAAUUGAAAUUUGCAACAUGUAAAUGUUCGCAUACAAUUCAAAUUUAAUGUAAAUACAUAAAACGGAUAACAUUGGAAGACAGGCAGACAUCUUUAAAUAUGACACUAAUAUACAAUCCGGAUCCAUUGCCGAUACUAACUGUUACUGCAAUCAUGCAAAUUUCACCCUUAUAAUCUUCAUAAACAGUACUCAAUGCAUGUUGCCUCUUUUAUCCCUAUUAUAAAGUGUUUUCUCAUACAUUAUUUUAAUCUACAUUCGGUCGGUCUUGUCAAGAAGACGAUAUCGAAAGCGAUAUAUAUAUUCAUCCGAGAAAAUGAUUUGCUUUUUAUUGAGAACAAAUAAUUUACAAAAUAUUUCUUUCGAAACAUUAACAUUACUUUUACUCUUAUAAACCAAAGAACAAGAUGAAAUGAUCUGUCAGUAGAUCAGAACCAUUAAAAACCACUGAAAGACAUAUAAAACAUUCAAUAUCUCUGUCUUACAACUAUAAAGCAAAUGGUAAACACAUAAGUUUCUGUAUACAUCAAAUAAAGUAUAACUUAAACACAAUUGAUUCAGCUGUAAUGUUCAGCCUACCUAGUGAUAUCUUAUUGUAAUGUACACAAUCAUCAUGCUACUUACCAAUAUCACACUUAUAGGACACUUAUAUUAUAAAAAAAACACACACACACAAAUCAAAUACCUUCUUAGUUGUAGAGAGGACAAAUACAAUUUUUAGGAUUUAUAAGAACAUAACAGACACAUGCGUGUAAACAAAAAUAUUUGUUGCAUUAAAGCUAAGAUUAGGCGAAUAAUAUUGGCAGCCGACAAUGCUUGAGUGUCACCGUAUCAUCCUAACAGUGUUGGUAACAGGAUUGAACACAAUCAGACUCCAGCAACAUUGCAUAAGUGUAGUGUUUUAACUUUAGCAAAGCUCACAAUUAAAGAGAGAACACAAUAUGUCUAUGAUGACUCGUCAAAAUUAUUAUGCAAUAUUGUAAAAGGAGUGUUUUCAUUUAUACUUACAUUAAACGUCACAAAGGAGCAUGACUCCAGGUUCAUGCUUAUUGUCAUGAAAAUUAAGAAAAUAUAGUUUGUCUAUAACCUAAAAUCCUACCUUAAAAUUGAGUGUACAUGCAAAAAACGUGAGUUUUCGAGGAGAAUAAAAUGCGUAGCACAUGAUCAUGAUCUUGUAAUAAAGGGGUAGUUAAUCAAGUUUCUUGCAAACUUAAAUUUUCUUAGCUGAUUACAGGUUUGACACACACUUUUUAUCAAUGCAAAUGGUCAAGUUUUAAACGAUCCAAGAGUUUCCAUCCCAUUUUCAACGAAUCCCACAAAUAAUGAGGACAAACAAAUUUGGAAUAAAAUAAUUAACAUUCGAAUAUUACAUAUUAAACGAUUUAUUAAAAAAUCUGAAUUCUAACAAUUGCAUACUGGCGACUUUUUUCACAUCAUAUCUUUGUUCCAUUCACUGAAAAAGGUAGAAUCAUAUAAUAGGGACAUUGUUCCUACCUUUUUUUCAUUACAAAAAUUGGGCUAAUGACUUAUUUCCUUUACCUUUUGACACAUAUUUAUAUUUGCAUGGUCCCAGAAAUGUAUUAUUUUGAGGAUUGUGGUACAGUAUAUUAGUUACAAUAAUUUCACAAAACAAACUAGUUUAACUUACUUUAACUUUAGCUUAUUUAGAGAAUGUUUCAUUUAAGUUACACCGUCUAUAUAUGGUAUAUGUUUUGCAGACUUUUCGAAAUUAUAUCACUAUUAUUUUAUUUUGUAAUAAACUCAUAGAA
Ruditapes philippinarum (Manila clam) is the source of this 4952-nucleotide messenger RNA. Its product is annotated as hemicentin-2-like. Lineage: Eukaryota; Metazoa; Mollusca; Bivalvia; Venerida; Veneridae. The record is from RefSeq and is a predicted model, not a curated record. The transcript is spliced from 10 exons. Bases 779 to 2338 code for a protein of 519 amino acids.